Molecule: messenger RNA, 411 nt
Organism: Brassica napus (rape)
Lineage: Eukaryota; Viridiplantae; Streptophyta; Magnoliopsida; Brassicales; Brassicaceae
Product: NDR1/HIN1-like protein 1
Exons: 1
Coding region: 1-411 (136 amino acids)
Biological process (GO): defense response to other organism
Source: RefSeq, a predicted model, not a curated record
AUGGCCGUCGUCGUCAAAGAAUGUGGCUCUCACGGAAGCAGCUCACCCCGCCUCCUCAACUUCCUCCGUCGCAAUAUCAUCUGCUUAGUAAUAUUCAUCAUCGUAACCAUCAUCGGAAUUGUCCUAGCUUGGGUAAUUCUUCACUCACCAAAGCCACACUUCAUCCUCCAAGACGCAACCGUCUUCUCCUUCAACGUCUCAGGCGACCCACCGAACGUACUCAGCUCCAGUAUCCAAACCACUCUCAUCUCUCGUAACCUUAACGGCAAGACAGGAAUCAACUACGACCGUCUCGACGUCUACGCUUCUUACCAGAGCCAGCAGAUCACUCUCCCGACGUCGAUACCGGCGGCUUAUCAAGGAUACGAAGAAGUCAACGUCUGGUCUCCUUUCAUCGGUGGAAAGAAUUGA